UUACCUAUGUUUGUUUGUCAUUACAUUGUGAAAUGUUUCUCUGAAUGAAAGCUUUAAUUGAAUUGCGUUUAAUAUUAUUUGUCCAAACUAUUUGUGAAAAUGUCAUCUGAUCCCGAUCACGAUUCUUCUGUGAAGUCGAAUAAUGCUAACGAUUCCAAGGUCAAACGCACAAAGAAAAAAGCCCAAAAGAGCGAAUUCCGAGAUGGAGAAUUCUGCCAGAUUUGCCAGGAUGGUGGCAAACUGCUGUGCUGCGAUUCCUGUCCCUCAGUUUACCACAGGACCUGCCUGAAUCCUCCCCUGCAAUCCGUGCCCAAGGGCGCUUGGCACUGCCCUCGCUGCAGUGCGCCGCCGGGAAAGCUCGAGAAGAUCAUGUCCUGGCGAUGGACCCACCCAGGAGCCUCCACUUCGAAGCGAUUGAAGGGACCCAGGGAACGCGAGUUCUUCAUCAAGUGGUUGAACCAAUCCCACUGGCGCUGCACUUGGGUGUCCGAGGAGCAGAUGCACCUGCACCAUGCCCCGACGAUCCGUGCCUACCAGAGGAAGUACGACAUGGAGGAGCCACCCAAGUUUGGGGAUUUUGAGGGGGAGCUGGCGGAUCGCUUCUACAAGAACGGCAUAAAGCCGGAGUGGCUCAGGGUCCAGCGCGUGGUCAACCAUCGCAAGGAGCCAGAGGGCACCAUCAAGUAUCUGGUCAAGUGGCAGGAGCUGCCCUACGACAAGGCCACCUGGGAGGAGGAAAACGCUGGCAUACAAGGCCUCAAUGAGGCCAUCGACGUCUAUAGGGAUCUUCUAAAAGACAGCCAAUCCAGUAAGCGUAAGCACAAGCCCAUUACGGACCUUAAGAAGCACUACGAGGAGCAGCCUCUGUUCUUGAAGGGAACUGACCGCCAGCUGCAUCCCUUCCAGUUGGAGGGCCUCAACUGGCUGCGCUACAGCUGGGGUCAGGGCAUCAACACCAUCCUGGCCGACGAGAUGGGUCUGGGCAAGACCAUCCAGACCGUGGCAUUCCUGUACUCCCUGUUCAAGGAGCGUCACUGCUGCGGACCCUUCCUCGUGGCCGUGCCACUUUCCACUCUCGUCAACUGGGAACGGGAGCUGGAGCUGUGGGCUCCGGACUUCUGCUGCCUCACCUAUGCCGGCAACAUGGAGGCCAGAGCGGUGAUACGGAAAAACGAGCUGAACUUCGUGGAGGGCAGCAAGUUUCAUGUGCUGUUGACCAGCUACGAAAUGAUCACCUUGGAUGCCACUUACUUAAAACCACUCAAGUGGGAGGCCUUGGUUGUGGACGAGGCCCAUCGACUGAAGAGCGACCGGAGCAAGUUCUUCCGGAUCCUGAGCGGCUAUCAGAGCAUUGCCUACAAGCUGCUGCUCACGGGCACACCGCUGCAGAACAAUCUGGAGGAGCUGUUCCACCUGCUCAACUUUCUGAGCCCCGAAAAGUUCGACGACAUGCAGGCGUUUCAGGACGAGUUCACCGAUAUUUCCAAGGAGGAGCAGGUCAAGCGCCUGCACGAGAUGCUGGGGCCGCACAUGCUGCGCCGCCUGAAGACGGAUGUGCUGAAGAACAUGCCCUCCAAGUCGGAGUUCAUUGUGCGCGUGGAGCUGUCGGCCAUGCAGAAGAAGUUCUACAAGUUCAUCCUCACCAGAAACUUCCAGGCUUUGAACUCGAAGUACGGCGGCGGCGGUCGCUCCUGUUCGUUGCUUAACAUCAUGAUGGAGCUGAGGAAGUGCUGCAACCAUCCCUACCUCUUUCCCUCGGCUGCCCAGGGGGCCACCAGUUCGACCAAUGGCCUCUACGAGAUCAAGUCCCUGACCAAGUCCGCUGGAAAACUGGUGCUACUCUCAAAGAUGCUGAAACAGCUGAAGGCGCAAAACCAUCGGGUGUUGAUCUUCUCGCAGAUGACCAAGAUGCUGGACAUUCUUGAGGAUUUUCUCGAGGGAGAGCAAUACCAGUACGAGCGGAUUGACGGUGGCACCAAGGGCUCCACGCGUCAGGAGCCCAUUGACAGAUUCAAUGCGCCCGGUUCGCCGCACUUUGUCUUCCUUCUAAGCACUCGAGCUGGCGGCUUGGGCAUCAACUUGGCCACGGCCGACACCGUCAUCAUCUACGACUCGGACUGGAAUCCGCACAACGACAUUCAGGCCCUGUCGCGAGCCCAUCGCAUUGGCCAGGCCAACAAGGUCAUGAUCUACCGCUUUGUGACACGCAACACGGUGGAGGAGCGCAUCAUGCAGGUGGCCAAGCACAAGAUGAUGCUCACCCACCUGGUGGUGCGCCCGGGUGCCAAUUUCACGAAGCAGGAGCUCGACGACAUCCUCCGCUUCGGGACCGAGGAUCUCUUCAAGGAGGACGGCAAGGUGGAGGCCAUUCACUAUGACGAAAAGGCGGUGGCGGAGCUGCUGGACCGCAGCAAUCGCGGCAUCGAGGAGAAGGAGUCCUGGUCCAACGAGUACCUUUCCUCGUUCAAGGUGGCCUCGUACGCCACUAAGGAAGAGAAGGAUGCGGAUACAGAACAGAAGGACCCGGCCUUCUGGAGCAAUCUGUUGGGUGAACACCACCAGCAGAACCAGGAGAAUGAGCUAAGCAGCAUGGGAAAGGGCAAGCGAGUGCGCAAGCGUGUGAACUAUAAGAGUGGCCUUGUUUUGUCUUCCAAUAACUCGAUGGAAGACGAAGACCCCAGUUGGCUGCCACCGGCUGAUGAUGAACAGAAAAAGGAGGGCUCCGAAAACAUUCCCCCGUUGCAUCCACUGACGGCAUUAUAUAAUGCUAGUAAAAACUAGAUCGUUAGACAAGUCAGCUUUUUUUCAAGCUCUCUUCUUGAGCAGCUAUAUUUAUGGUUAAAUCUAAGAUAAUAUUAGUUUGAUCUAAAAAAUGUUAUCACUAAGGACAGAUGAAAACUGUUGUUCAGCUUAAAUCUUUUUCGUUUGGCAUACUUCACCUUAACUUUCGAAUAACACAUUUUUAUGUUAGUUAACAUUUAAUUACUUAAUACUCACACUUGUAAAAUCCUUGUAAUCCAUUUU
Drosophila gunungcola (fruit fly) is the source of this 3024-nucleotide messenger RNA. RefSeq names its product chromodomain-helicase-DNA-binding protein Mi-2 homolog (gene Chd3). Gene Ontology annotation, cellular component: nucleus; chromatin. Gene Ontology annotation, biological process: chromatin remodeling; negative regulation of transcription by RNA polymerase II. NCBI's taxonomy places the organism in Eukaryota, Metazoa, Arthropoda, Insecta, Diptera, Drosophilidae. Gene Ontology annotation, molecular function: ATP hydrolysis activity; histone binding; DNA binding. The record is from RefSeq and is a predicted model, not a curated record.